This is a messenger RNA of Tarenaya hassleriana, 3024 nucleotides long. RefSeq lists its product as uncharacterized. Gene Ontology annotation, molecular function: nucleic acid binding; zinc ion binding. The transcript has 3 exons. Bases 1 to 3024 code for a protein of 1007 amino acids. The record is from RefSeq and is a predicted model, not a curated record. NCBI's taxonomy places the organism in Eukaryota, Viridiplantae, Streptophyta, Magnoliopsida, Brassicales, Cleomaceae.
AUGGCUCAUUUUGUGCCAUGUGCAAAAGUGGAUGAUGCCAAGAAUAUCGCCAACUUAUUCUUCAAAGAAGUUGUGCGUUUGCAUGCGAUCACACCCUUAGAUCUCGUGGCAAUUCCAAACAAAGAGGUUGUCAACUUAGAUGGAGAAGCAAAAGCCGAACUUGUCAAGAAACUCCAUCGGAGAGUUCGAGACAACAUUGCCCAUAGAACCGAACAAUAUACUCGCAAUGCCAACAAAGGACGAAAAGAGGUAACAUUCAAGGAAGGUGAUGACAUUUCGAGGACGAAAUCUUUUCAAGAGGGAGGGAAUGAUGCGGACAUCAUAGCUAUUGGUGAUGCAUUGGACAAGAGCAUGGAUGGGAGCAUGGACGAAAGUAAUGGAGCACAUCAAGAUAAGGAAGCCCAGCAAGAAGGAGCACAGUGUGAGGAUGAACUGUCAGAAUAUGAGGAGCCACUGAGAAGGCGAGUUCAUCCGCGGCCAAGAGAUAGGCCUAAUCGAUUGCCGGAUGAAAUUGAUGAUGAUGAUGAUGGUUAUGGACAAAACCAUCAACGCCAAAUUCGAGGCCAAGGGGCUGAUCUUAAACUUAAACCUCCCUUGUUCAUGGGAAAAGUAGAUCCCGAAGCCUACCUAGAUUGGGAGCGCCGAAUGGACAACAUCUUUGAGUGCUAUUCGUAUUCGGAUCGAAGGAAGGUCCAAUACGCAGCUGCUCAAUUGGCGGAGAAUGCCCUCACAUGGUGGGAUCGUGAGGUGACCGAGAGGAGGCAAACUCGUUAUGAGCCUAUAGAGACGUGGUGUGAGAUGAAAGCUCUCAUGCGUAAGCGUUAUGUUCCGCCUCACUUUCACCGAGACCUUCAAAGAAGGUACAGAAGGAUUGCACAAGGAACUAGGACGGUGGAAGAAUAUUUUGAGGAGUUUGAACAUCUUAGAAGCCGUCUAGAGCUCGAUGAGGAUGAGGAGACGGUUAUGGCCCAGUUUUUGGAUGGCCUCCAAGAACGGGUUGCUCGAAAGGUUGAGCGACAACCAUACCGAGACCUCCAAGAGCUUUUACACUUAGCCAUACAAGUGGAACAACAAACCCAAAGGAAAAACACAAGGCUAAGUAAGUUUAGAUCCCAAACUAGCAACCCAACACCACUUCCUAAACCCUCGACUGGAACUAGGCGUGAGAUACAAGAGGUUAGGAACCCACGUGAUCAGCGGGACAAAGGAAAAUCCCCUGAAAAAUCACGAGCUCCAAGGCCACUUGGAGAAGUUCCAGGUGACACUCGCGCUAGAGAAAUUAUAUGUUAUAAGUGUCGAGGACGUGGACACAUGGCUCGAGAUUGUCCGAACUCUAGAGUUAUGAUACUAAUGGACAAUGGGGAAUACGAGUCCAUGGAUGAGGAAGAAGCGGGGGAUCUCGAGGAAGAGGUUGAGUACCCCGAUAGUGGAGAACUCUUAGUGACAAGACGAGUUCUUAGCACCAUGGUAAACCCGGAAGAAACGACCCAACGAGAGAUAAUUUUUCAUACCCGUUGCACUGUCCAAGGAAAGAUCUGUGGGCUGAUCAUUGACAGUGGGUCGUGCACCAAUGUUGCAAGUGCUUAUAUGGUUAAAAAGCUCGGACUACAACCCGAGAAACACCCACAUCCCUAUAAGCUGCAAUGGCUUAACAAUCAAGGGGAGAUCAAGGUUUCCGAACGAGUUAAGAUUCCUUUUAGUAUUGGGCGUUAUCAAGAUGAGGUCUUGUGCGACAUUGUUCCUAUGCAAGCUGGACAUAUGCUGCUAGGACGCCCUUGGCAAUUUGAUCGAGAGAUAACACAUGAUGGUCGAGCCAACCAAUACUCGUUCGUCCACAACAAAAAGAAAGUUGUGCUAGCACCUCUUAGCCCAUCUCAAGUGCAUGAGAUGCAACUUAAGCUAGCCAAAGAAUCUGAGCCGAAGAAAGGAAACUUCUAUCUCAAGGCUAGUCAAGUUGGUAAAGCUAUUAGACAAGAUCGAAUGGUGCUACUCAUGGUCUUCAAGGAUCUUAUGAGUAUUAGCGCAGUGGCACCUCACUCUAGUCCAGUUAUCACUCAGCUUCUCGAACAGUUUAGUGAUGUAUUUCCCAAAGAGAUUCCGUCUGGACUACCGCCCAUUCGAGGCAUAGAGCAUCAGAUAGAUCUUGUUCCUGGAGCACCCCUACCCAACAGACCCGCUUACCGAAUGAACCCCGAGGAAACAAAAGAGCUCGGAAAGCAAAUUCAAGAGCUUAUGAGCAAGGGUUACAUUCGAGAGAGCCUUAGUCCUUGCGCAGUCCCGGUGCUAUUAGUGCCAAAGAAAGACGGGACUUGGCGUAUGUGUGUGGAUUGCCGAGCCAUUAAUAACAUCACGGUCAAAUAUAGGCAUCCCAUACCUCGGUUGGAUGACAUGCUUGAUGAGCUUAGUGGAGCCACGAUCUUUUCCAAGAUCGACCUUAAGAGUGGCUAUCAUCAAGUAAGGAUGAGGGAAGGCGAUGAGUGGAAAACUGCCUUCAAGACUAAGCAAGGCUUGUAUGAGUGGCUUGUGAUGCCAUUUGGGCUAACUAAUGCCCCAAGCACUUUCAUGAGGCUCAUGAACCAUAUAUUGCGAGCCUUCAUCGGAACAUUUGUGGUGGUAUACUUUGACGACAUACUUGUCUUUAGCCGAAGUGAAGAAGAACAUGCUACCCACCUAGAGCAAGUAUUGUGCACCCUUCGGAAGGAGAGCCUUUAUGCGAACCUAAAGAAAUGUUCGUUUUGCACCGAUGAGAUAGUCUUCUUAGGUUUCGUGGUAAGCUCUAAGGGGUUGCGAGUUGAUGAGGAAAAGAUAAAGGCUAUAAAAGAAUGGCCGACCCCUACCACCAUUGGACACGUGAGGAGUUUCCAUGGAUUGGCAAGCUUCUAUCGCCGAUUCGUGAAGGAUUUUAGUAGCAUUGCCGCUCCACUCACUGCGGUCAUCAAGAAAGACGUGCCUUUCGAGUGGGGAGAGGCUCAAGAGAAAGCAUUUCUUGCUCUUAAGGACAGCCUCACGAGAGAAGAAAGCUAA